This is a messenger RNA of Myxocyprinus asiaticus (Chinese sucker), 2480 nucleotides long. Its product is annotated as phospholipid scramblase 1-like. Lineage: Eukaryota; Metazoa; Chordata; Actinopteri; Cypriniformes; Catostomidae. Gene Ontology annotation, cellular component: plasma membrane. The record is from RefSeq and is a predicted model, not a curated record. The transcript is spliced from 10 exons. Bases 294 to 1094 code for a protein of 266 amino acids. Gene Ontology annotation, molecular function: phospholipid scramblase activity. Gene Ontology annotation, biological process: plasma membrane phospholipid scrambling.
UAGUGUUUCACAGGAAGGAAACUCUGGCACGCAGGAGGCACCAGAGUGCUGAACGGGAAUGCAGAGAAAACAGCUCCUCUUUGAGCGAGUGUCUUACAUUAAAAUACAUUUUUAGAAUAAUUGUUCGCUAUCGGAACAGUUUGAACGGUUUUUAGGUCAGUUUAAUCAAUACUCAUCGCAAACUUAAUAAAACGGAAGACGCGUUAAAGAUCUUCGGCAUCAGUAUUCCCAAUAUUUGUCUUUGAACAGGAAAGAUCAGCAACACAGCAGAGUGUCGUUUUCAGCCUUCCACCAUGGCAACAAAUAAUGAUUACCCCACUGACCUCCAACCACGGAAAAAUGAAUUCUAUCCCGCACCUCCAUAUAGUCAGGGACCAUCCCCACCAGGUCAAGGUCCCAUGGCUGGUCAGGUGCCCAUGAUGCCAGUUCCUCAGAGACCCACUGGUUGCCCCCCAGGCCUGGAGUACCUGACUCUGAUUGACCAGCUCCUUGUUCAGCAGAAGAUUGAGCAAGCUGAAGUUAUAUUGGGCUGGGAGACCAAUAAUAAGUACAUGGUGAAGAACAGUAUGGGGCAGCAGGUAUUCUUUGUGGCUGAGGAAAACGACUGCUGUAACAGACAGUUCUGUGGACCAUUGCGCUCGUUUGUCCUCCACGUUCAGGAUAACAUGGGACAGGAAGUAAUGACACUCACACGCCCUCUGAAAUGUGGGAGCUGUUGCUUCCCCUGUUGCCUACAAGAGCUUGAAAUCCAGUCUCCUCCUGGCAACCCAAUUGGAUAUGUCAUCCAAAACUGGCAUCCUUUCCUCCCCAAGUUUACCAUACAGAAUGAGAAAAGAGAGGCAGUUCUGAAGAUUGUGGGGCCAUUCUGUUCCUGCAGAUGUUGCUCUGAUGUGAACUUUGAUGUUUUGUCCAUGGAUGAGUCUAAGAAGGUGGGCAAAAUCUCUAAACAGUGGACAGGUCUGGUGAGAGAAGCUUUCACUGAUUCGGACAAUUUUGGCAUCUGCUUUCCUUUGGAACUGGAUGUAAAGAUCAAAGCUGCUCUUUUUGGAGCAUGCUUUCUCAUAGAUUUCAUGUUCUUUGAAAACAAUAAAUAAAGUCUAUUUUACCAGAUACCAAAUUCUUCAUUUGAAUUCUUCAUUGUGCACUUUCGGAUGUAAUCCAUGGAUUCAGAAGAUGUGGAAUAAACACUUAUGUAGAAUUUUAACAUGCUUUUGUGGAUGUUUAGAUCACUGAGGUAAAAAAUAUAUUAUGUGCAUUACAUUAAAUAAUGUCUCUUUAUAAUGUUCUUGCAACACCACCACUAGGUGACAGCAGUUACCUUUACAAUAAUGUUGGGAAAUGCAGUAUUUGCCAAAAGUUUAACUACCUUCAAGAUGAGGAUAUUAUUUGAGCUUUUAGACAACUUGAAAGCACAAUAUAUAGUGUAUAAGAAAUCUUGUAACAAACCUAUUUGUUUUCUUUGUUAGCAGCUUUUAUGCCAUUUUGCCUUUUGUCGUUUAAUGUAUAACUGAUGAAAGGGUUUUAAAUGAUUUCUGCUAUCACCAUCUACUUUCAGUAUGAGUCUUUCUCAGAGAUGUGUUGGAACAUUAUUAUGGCUUGCAGGUAUAUAAAGCUGAUACAUGUUAUAUUAAAACAUUUAUAUUGUAAAAAGCAGUUAACAAACACAUCUAAAUGAAAUUUAGAAAUGAUUCUCAUUAUACUAAAUAACAUCUGCUGUAGUCUCUUUUAGCACCUUCUGUCUGGUAUUCCCAAAGAACUCAUCAGCUCCUCAUUAUGCAUCUUAGGAAGUUAAGCAGACAUUAGACAAUGAAUAACACUUUAACUUUUUUUUUUUUUACAAGUUACAUGUUUCUCAGCAACAACACCUCAGUUAACACUCUCCUAGAAAGUUAUUUGCCCCAUCUCAGGAGGAAAUGUUCAAAAUGAUGCUUGAAAAACAUGCCUUGAUGAGUCAUUUCAAAGUAGAAAAUUAAGUGAUCAUGACCAUUGUCUGGAGACUUUUCACUUAAAUUCAGUAUUUGGUAAAAUGACAGCUCUUUAUAGAGAGAAACAAAUGAGAAGUGACCAAAUAUAAAUGACCUUAGAUUAAGAAUACUGCACUGCAAAAUAAUUUUCAGAUAAAAAUAUAAAAAAGAGACAUACAUGGAUGGUGUUUUGUGUUUGUGUGAAUGACACUGCACUUUCUAUACAUACUGUAUAUUUACUGGCCAUUGCUCCUGUUAGGGCCACUCUUGAUGAAAUUUAAGUCGUCAUGUGGUGUGAACACUAUGUACAUUUAAAAGUGCAAAGCAGAUUUUUGUAGUCCAAGCAGAUUAUAUAUUAACAUUUUAUAAUUUAAUGUACAACAGUGAGCUGUAAAAUAUACAGGUACCAAAAUGACAUCCUGUAAUGCCUGCCAUUUUAUUUUUAUUUUUUUACUGUAAAUGUAACAGGUUUAAAAAAAUGUUCACAGAUAAAACUUGGGUCCCUCCUGAAAGUCA